UUUAGCUAGAAACUUACGAUGCAAAAAAUUUACUCGCUCAUUAUAGCAAUGAUAUUGGAUAAUAUUAACACAUCGUACAUGAAUUAUGAUUAUGGCGAGUCAACAAAAAUAUCCAGCUCCACGGAAGAUUAUCAAGAAUUUGAGCCAGUCACGAUAUAUUCUAGUAACCUUGAUAAAAUAUCCGCCAAGAAUAUAAAUUGCGAUGAUUUUUCCAGCUACGCUGUAAACUGCAGAGCUGAUGCUGCUUUAAUUUAUAACUCUAGCAGAAGGUCACCACCUCCUCCUUCGAAAAUUUAUUACUGGUGCAAAGCAAUAAGACACUUAACUAACUGUGCAAUAGACUGGAAUACCGAUUGUAAGGAUGUCACUGACAGUCACUUCAAUGAGGAAAGUAUAAAAGGCCACAUCCACGUUGUUAAUAAUGUAUGUGACGACGAAUGGUUACUUAUACGUUAUGCGGAUUCAGGAGUUUGCAUAGAAGCCACAGCGGAUUCCUGGGAGAGUUGCUAUGUUUUUUUUAAGCAAGCAGUGGAAGAGCAAAAAAACAAUACACAUGAGUGGACGCAUUACGAAGUUCAUUUUCAUUUGUGUUGUGCUAGAGCUAGAUUUCGGCGUUGCACUUUGGAAGCCUUAUUCGAAUCGACUUCUGAAUGCACCCACAAACAAGCUGUAAUGCUACAAAAAUAUUCAGUAAUUGUGUCUGAAGGGGACGUUUAUCAGGACUGUGACCAUAACGUGAUGUAUACAAAUUGCCCAGGCGGAGAUCCUCGUCCUUCUGCCUCGUUGUUAACUCAACUGAUGAGUGCUGGUAGCAAAACAGUCAAAUGGCACAGCUGGCACAGUUUACGGAUACCACUGCAUAUGAUAACAACUUUAUUUUUGCUAAUAUAUUUUAGAGGUUAUAUUGCUUUUCAUUUCGAUCGAAUUGUUAUUAUGAUAGUAUAA
This is a messenger RNA of Pararge aegeria (speckled wood butterfly), 945 nucleotides long. RefSeq lists its product as uncharacterized. The record is from RefSeq and is a predicted model, not a curated record. The coding region runs from base 19 to 945 and encodes 308 amino acids. Lineage: Eukaryota; Metazoa; Arthropoda; Insecta; Lepidoptera; Nymphalidae. The transcript is spliced from 6 exons.